Molecule: messenger RNA, 4280 nt
Organism: Onychostoma macrolepis
Lineage: Eukaryota; Metazoa; Chordata; Actinopteri; Cypriniformes; Cyprinidae
Product: gastrula zinc finger protein XlCGF8.2DB-like
Exons: 2
Coding region: 376-1302 (308 amino acids)
Biological process (GO): regulation of transcription by RNA polymerase II
Molecular function (GO): RNA polymerase II cis-regulatory region sequence-specific DNA binding; DNA-binding transcription factor activity
Source: RefSeq, a predicted model, not a curated record
UAUCGUGAAUCAGUUGAUUAUAAAGAUGAAUUCAGUCACUGAUGAAGAGAUGAUGGAGAAACUACGAGUCACUGAAUCAAAUGCUGCUUGAAAUGAUUCAGUGACUCGAAUCAGCGCGCGCUGACAGCAUCUGCUGCUCAAAACAACAAACACAAACAAUGACAACUUUUACAAACAAUGUCAAAUAUUUUUUAUGAAAGUUGAAUCUUUUAAAUGUGAUCUACAAAUUAAUAUAUUGAGAUGCACCCAGAGAUUUAGAUUGCAUUUAUUUUUCUUUCUGUUAAUUAUUCUCAUCUUAAACAGGAGAAAGCGUCCAAACACACAGAAAAACUCCUGAAGAAACAGCCGAGAUCCACGCGACACACUAUUAUAAAGAUGGCGUUUAUUAAAGAGGAGAGUGAAGAUGUGGAGAUUGAAGAAACAUUCAGAGUCAAACAUGAAGAUACUGAGGAAGACAUGAUGGUGCUGAAAGAGGAAAGUGGAGAACUAAAUAACAUGCAAGAUAAAAAUCAGUAUAAGAAACAUGAUUUCAUAACUGGACAAAAAUCAUUUAGUUGUUCACAGACUGAAAAAACUUCCUCACAAAAAAGAGCUCAAAACACUGGAUCUAGAGGUCAUUUCACCUGCCAAGAGUGUGGACAGAGUUUUGAUCAACGAGGAAACCUUAAAAUCCACAUGAGGAUUCACACUGGAGAGAGGCCUUACACCUGUGAACUGUGUGGAUAUAGUUUCAAUCGAAAAGAAAGCCUUACUAGGCACAUGAAGAUUCACACUGGAAAGAAGCCAUACACCUGCAAACUGUGUGGAAAUAGUUUCAUUCAAAAAGGAGACCUUAAAAGCCACAUGAGAAUCCACACUGGAGAGCACACUUACACCUGUCCUCAAUGUGGAAGGAGUUUUACACACAGACAAACUCUUAAUGCCCACAUAAGAAUUCACACAGGAGAGAAGCCUUUUACCUGCCAACAGUGUGGAAAGAGUUUCACUCAAAUUGGAAACCUUAAAGUCCACAAGAGGAUUCACGAUGGAGAGAAGCCUUUUGUUUGUCAACAGUGUGGAAAAUGUUUCAUUGAACAUGGUAAUCUUAAAGUUCACAUGAGGAUUCACACUGGAGAGAAGCCUUUCACCUGUCAACAGUGUGGAAAAUGUUUUUCAGUAAAAGGAACCCUUAAAAGCCACACGAGUGUCCACACCGGUGAGAAGCCUUACACGUGCUCUCAGUGUGGAAUCAGUUUCACUCAGCAAGGAAGCUUUAAAAGGCACCUGAGAAUUCACACCAGAGAGAAGCUAUACACCUGCUAAUUCAAACCGAGGGGGCACGUGCUCCCUCAGAUUUUUGAACCAAGUGGAUUUCUUCCAAAAGUCAAAAAAAUAGCAGAAUGUUUUUUAUAUUUGAUACAAUCACACCGGUGUGAUCAGAACGUUCAGUGUGUUCACAAGAUUUUAAAGAGAGAAUCACCAGAGACAGAUGUGUUUUUACAGUGCCUCGCGUUAUAACCAGUCACAUGAUUCUGUUAAGUUUAUGAAUGUAUUGGCCAGUCAGAGUCCUCACCGAAACACUGGUGUUUUGUUCAGUGAACGUACUCACUGACUUAAUUCUGCUCUAUUCUCUCAUCAGAAACAACAAAGUGCAUACGAUGUAAGCAAGAGAUUCAUUUCACAAUGUAAACAGCUUCGAUGAUUAUAAUGGGAGUUUUUGAGAGUGCUUGACUGAAGUCAGUGAUAAUGUUCUUUGAUAAUGUAAUGAACAGGAACAUGAACAGUUGCUAGUGAGAAGAUGUUGCACACAUUCAACAGAGGUUUCCUGCCUUUCCCUUUAUAGACAGAUUUCUCCAGAUUUCCUGAAUCUUUUCACAGUACAGUAGGUGGUGAAAGACCUAUAGGUAUUCUUUAAAAUCUUGCAUUGAGAAGUUAGAAACUUUUGCAUGGUUUGAAUAUUAUUACAUUGUCAGAAAGUGGUAAGCCACGAUCCAUCUUUGCUUAUGAAGACUGGGACUGUGGUGGAUGCCUGUUUAUUUACCAAAUCAUAAUGCCAUCACCUAUUACCAGGUCACCUGCUUAUUUUGAAAUGUUUCAAAACUGGGAUAAUAAUCUAUAAUUAUGUAACUUUGAUUUUGUUUCUGUCCCAACAUUUUUCUUUGUAGUUCUGUCAGUAAAAUAAAGGUUCAAAUUAGUUUUUUAAAUCACAGUUUCUUGUUUUUAUUGCAUUUUACAAAAUGUACCAACAAAUAUCUUCUGCUGAAUGCAAAAGAAGAUAUUUUGAAUAAUGUGGGCAACCAAACAGUUUCUGGUUCCCAUUGACUUGCUUUGUAUUUUUGUCCAUACUGUUGGCAAAAAUAUUUCCUCAGAAAUAUUUUCUUUGCAUUCAGCAGAAGAAAGGAACUUACAGGUUUGGAACAAUUUGAUGGUGAGUAAAUGAUGACAGAAUUUUCCUUUUUGGGGUAACUGUCCUUUUAAUGCGCAGUCUACACUUUUGCGCUCUGUUCACUCCUAUUCCAUACUCUCCUGCAAAUCUGUAUGACAAGAAGAAACAUGACGAACAGGAGAUAAUAGGAGGCUUAAUACGAAAACCUUUCAAAGUUGCAUAUUUUCAUUGUAAUGGUAAAGCAAAGUAUAUUUUAAUAUUUUGUAUAUUAUUUUGUAAUUUUUUUUAUUAUAACCUUACAAACCCUCACACAUUCUAUGUGACUCUGGCUUUAAUAAAUCACUUCAGGGCUCAGGAGAUCUACCUUUGUUUAGCAUCUUUUGUAUGGUAACACCCAUAUAGAGUCUGCAGAUGCUCCAAGAAUAACUGAUUAUUCAAUAAUGAACUUUAAUCUAGCAAAGUUGUUCUUUGACAUUAUUUUUUACCAGCAAGUCAUGGCAUGAUAUAAAAAGAUGUUUGGUGACCACUGCAAACAGUUGUUAACACAGGAACCAGUUUUAGAACCAAUGAAGUGCUAAAAAAUGAAAAUGGUUUUCUACAUUUUGCGCUUAGACCUGUAAGAGGUUUGUGAAGAGGGUGGGCUAUUCUGUGGCUCACGUCCCACCUCUUCAGCUGUGAUCCUCACAAUGUAGUGCUGUUUAGGGAAGAUGGCCAGUAUUGCCUCUCGCGUUCCCACUUCUUAAUAUGUUGUCUUAAAGGUGACCUAUUAUGCCAUUUUUACAAGAUGUUAUAUAAGUCUCUGAUGUCCCCAGAGUGUGUAUGUAAAGUUUUAGCUCAAAAUAUCCUACAGAUAAUUUUUUUUAUAGCUUGUUAAAAUUGCCACUUUUUGGGUAUGAGCCAAAACGCGGCGUUUUCGUGUCUUUCCCUUUAAAUGCAAAUGAACUGGUGCUCCUGGAAAAAAGGGUGGAGUUUCAAAAGCUAGUUUUGUCAAAACCGGCACCAAAUUGAAACAGGUCACUGGAUGACACAAUUUUUAAACUCAGACAGUUUAUAACAAACUGGCUACAUGUUUUCUUUUCAGAUUUACUGAGCUGGCAGGCACAGCAGAAACUAAAUGCAAAAGAAUCUACAAAAGUAAAAUUUAAUCCAAUGUCACUUUUAACCCUCUGGGGUCGACAAACGCAGAUGUAUAUAUACAGAUGUUCCUGAUAUUAACAUGCUCACAAAUGUUUUUUUUUUUUUUUUUGUAUUUUAUUGAAUCAGAUACCAGCACCAGAUGAAUCCUGAUGUCUCUUCAAACUGGUUUCCUCUGAGAGCGCUGCACCAACAUCAGAUGUUCAACUACACUGAUAUUCUGUGUUAAAACAAGCUCCUUUUCUACUGAUUAUGUUUUUUUCUUCUUGAAUCCAUGGAAAGAUGCAGAAACACUUAAAUAACACACGUAAAUAUCAGGUAUGAUUUACUUGUUGAACAGAAUCUGUUGCAGGAAUGACUCAAAGUCUGUUCACAUCUCUGUGGUUAGAUCAGUGUGCACAAUAAUGUGUCUUUGACCUUCAUUAUGUAUGUUUUGAUUAUACUGUGUCGUAAAUAAAAUACAAAUAAUUUAAAAAAAAAAACCUUUUUUUCAAUCUCCUCACAUUCUCUCUUACCUGCCUCACAGUCACAGUCACACUGAUGGGCCAUUAGGGGCCCAUAGGGGAGGGCCCUUUGUCUCUCAGGUGAGACUCACUUAAUAUUCAUGGCCAUUGCCACUCCCUCGCAUAUAGACCCUCGAUCACAAAACAUGUCUUGAAAAUUUUAAAUCAAUAUAUUGUUUUCUGUGAAUGAGUAAGCAGAAUGAUUUUCACAUAAUUUUGAAGUAAAUAUUCUAGCCUACAAGACUGAUUACUCAAAAGUCUUGUUCAGGACUAUUUAG